CGCCAGCUCCGCGUUGUCCGACAGCCACUGCCUGCAGGGCAGGGGAGUGCGGGGAGUUGCCAGCACUCAGGAUGGCGCCCAAGGCGGUUGCCCUUGUCCUGGUUCUCCUUGCGAUCUCAGGGUCACGGGCUGAGGUGAACCCUGAUGCUGUGGCCAAUGUGAUCUGGAAGUACUUCACGGAGCUGGGCAGCAAUGCCAAGGACACGGUGGACCAGCUGCAGCAGACCGAGAUCAGCAAGCAGCUCAACACCCUGCUGCAGAGCAACCUGCAGAGUGUCAGCGCCUACGCCGAGGACCUGCAGGAGCGGCUGGUGCCCUUUGCCAUUGAGCUGAAGGCGCAGUUGGCACAGGACUCCCAGCGGCUGAAGGAGCAGAUCCAGCGGGAGCUGCAGCAGCUGCAGGCCAAGCUGGCCCCCUACGCCGACGAGGUGCACCAGCAGAUCGGCACCAACAUCCGCCAGCUGCAGGCCAAGCUGAGCCCCUAUGCCGAGGAGCUGCGCUCCCAGGUGGAUCGCAGCGCCGGGGAGCUGAAGCAGGCGCUGGAGCCCUACGCGGCCGAGCUGCGGGAGCGGCUGCAGGACAACACCGACAGCAUCAAGGCCUCCCUGAGCCCCUACGCUGACCGGCUGCAGCAGCAGAUCGACGGCGGCGUGGAGAGCCUGAAGGAGCGGCUGUCGCCCAUGGCAGAUGAGCUGAAGGCGCAGGUGGAGCAGAGCGUGGCCGAGCUGCGGCGCGGGCUCAGCCCCUACGCCCAGGAGGUGCAGGAUGGCCUCAACCGGCAGCUGGAGAGCCUGACCAUUCAGAUGGAGAAGGCGACCGAGGAGCUGCGCAACCGCCUGGCCACCAGCUCCGAGGAGCUGCGUGCCCAGCUGAGCCCGCUGGCGCAGGAGCUGCGGGAGGCGGCGAGCGGAGACACCGAGAGCCUGCGGCAGCGCCUGGCUCCCCUGGCCCAGCAGCUGGAGCAGCGCGUGGGGCAGACCCUGGAGACCUUCCGGCAGCAGGCAGCUCCCUUCGGAGAGACCUUCGGGAAGCAGCUGGUGCAGCGGCUGGAGGAGAUGCGCGGCAAGCUGGACACGGGCGCUGCCGGCCUGGAGGAUCACCUGGAGCUGCUGGAGAAGGAGGUGCGGGAGAAGGUGGCUGCGUUCCUCAGCACCGUCCCACCCCCACAGAAUUAAGACGCUCCAGCCAGCCAUCCACACACAUUCCAAACAUUCCUGGCCACUUCCAGUGGUAGAAAUAAAUCUCCUUGUGAUGCACAUGCUGGUCCGUGUCCUUCCUUCUCACAGCAUCCUGCUGUUCUGCCCUGGGAUGGGAUACCUGGGGCACCCUCAGCUGCUCUGAGCGGGGAGCAUCGCCCCGAAUUUGGGUUCUGGGGCACCAGGGAGAGGGAGCAGGGGUGGGGUCAGGUGGGUGGGAGGUCUCUGUGAUGGUUGGAGAUGGUGGCAGCCAGGUGAGCCCACGGACCAGCACAGGGCCGGGGCCUCGCUGUUCCCUCAUCACGGCUGGGGGCUGCGGGAGGAGCAGAGCCCAGGAUGCGGCCGAACAUCCCCGCUGUGAUGGGGCAGAGCUGGUGAGGGACCGGGAUCUGCGGGUGGGUGACAGAACCUCGGCCCCAGAGCGCAGCGGGGCUUGGACAGGAAGGGAACUCGGCGGAUCGGGGACAGAGAAAGGGGCUGAGGGGUUCUGCUGGCAGGAGC
Messenger RNA from Catharus ustulatus (Swainson's thrush), 1697 nucleotides. It is a transcript of the gene APOA4, whose product is annotated as apolipoprotein A4. The record is from RefSeq and is a predicted model, not a curated record. Gene Ontology annotation, cellular component: extracellular region. Gene Ontology annotation, molecular function: lipid binding. The transcript is spliced from 4 exons. The coding region runs from base 72 to 1175 and encodes 367 amino acids. Lineage: Eukaryota; Metazoa; Chordata; Aves; Passeriformes; Turdidae. Gene Ontology annotation, biological process: lipid transport; lipoprotein metabolic process.